Carya illinoinensis is the source of this 2236-nucleotide messenger RNA. RefSeq names its product DNA damage-repair/toleration protein DRT100-like. The transcript has a single exon. The coding region runs from base 265 to 2058 and encodes 597 amino acids. Lineage: Eukaryota; Viridiplantae; Streptophyta; Magnoliopsida; Fagales; Juglandaceae. The record is from RefSeq and is a predicted model, not a curated record. Gene Ontology annotation, molecular function: protein binding.
UAAAUAAUAGGGGACAUUGUUCAGACUCUUUACAGACCUCCAACCAGAUUAUAGUUGUCAGUCAGACUUCCAUGAUUACAGCCUCCUUUCUACGUGAAGGAAUAGAAUAAACUCGUCUCUCCUCUGCAACUUUUACCACUUCUUUUUCGUAGUAGAAUGUAUUUUUUUCCCCAUUCAGUGUCUUCCCGUCAGAUCCCAAGUUACUGAGAACUUUCCUUGCAUUUUUCAGCAAUUUUCCUGACCUAAUAAGACCCACCUUCCAAAAUGCAAAACCUGAGAUGUGUUUUCAGUAUCUCUCUGAUAUUUACAUUCUUCUUUAUGUUGUCGGAGUCGCUACCUCGAACAACCACACAAGCCCCAGUUUGCUCGGUAGCAGAUAGAGCUGCUCUUCUCAGCUUCAAAGCCAGAAUCGUGAAGGACACCACCGAUUUUCUCUCUUCCUGGACAGGAAACGAUUGCUGUGACGGAGGCUGGGAGGGCGUGCAGUGUAAUAUGGCUACAGGGAGGGUUACUGGAUUGAUACUGCAAAGACCGGAUAGGGACAGUAGCCGUUACAUGAAGGGCACUCUCUCCCCUUCUCUGGGCAGUUUGCGCUUCUUGGAGGUAAUGUCUAUAACUGGGAUGCAACAUAUUAGAGGUUCGAUUCCUGAGAGCUUCUCAAAUCUACCCCACCUCACCCAAUUGGUCCUAGAAGACAAUUACCUUGAAGGUAACAUUCCUUCAGGUUUGGGCCGUUUGUCCUUACUCCAGACCCUCUCACUUAGUGGAAACCAUUUGAGGGGGCAGAUUCCUCCAAGCCUAGGGAAUCUCAGCAAUCUUCAAUAUAUAAAUUUAGCAAGAAAUUUUCUAAGUGGUCCAAUCCCAGCCAAUUUCAAAAAUUUCCAUUCUCUGCAGUCCCUGGACCUUGGCUUCAAUUUGUUGUCUGGGCUAAUCCCAGAUUUUGUUGGGCAAUUCCGGAAUCUCACCUUUCUCGACCUGUCCAAUAACCAAUUAUCAGGGCAGCUACCCAUUUCCUUGUUCAACUUGAACAAUCUAUUGGACUUGUCCUUGAGCAAUAACCAACUCACAGGAAAAAUCCCAGACCAGAUAGGGGAGCUAAAAUCCCUUUCUAGUCUUUCAUUGAAUGCUAAUCGGUUUACAGGUCAUAUUCCAAUAACCAUUUCAAGACUACAGAACCUUUGGAACCUUAAUUUAUCACGAAAUGUACUCUCAGAUCCUCUGCCAGAAUCCUUUGGUAGGGGCAUUCCUUCUUUGUUGUCGAUAGACCUGUCCUACAACAAUCUCAGUUUAGGAGCAGUUCCUGAUUGGAUCAGAAGCAGACAACUUUCAGCUGUCCAUCUAGCCGGAUGUAAACUGAGAGGAGCCCUUCCACGGUUUACAAAACCUGAUUCCCUGAGCUCUGUAGACCUAUCCGAUAACUAUUUUAUGGAUGGGCUUUCUAAUUUCUUUGCAAAUAUGUCCAAUUUGCAAAAAGUCAAGCUCUCAAACAACCAAUUGAGCUCAGAUCUUUCAGAAAUAAGAUUGCCAGGUGGGCUCUCUUCUAUCGAUCUUCACUCAAAUCAGCUUACUGGCACUCUUUCAAGGAUCUUGAAUAACAAAACGAGCCACUUUUUGGAGGUUAUAGAUGUAUCGGGCAAUCAAAUUAGUGGAAUGCUUCCUGAAUUUAGUGGAGGCUUGAACUUAAAAGUGCUCAAUGUAGCAAGCAACAGGAUUGCAAGCCACAUUCCCAGUUCAAUUUCAAACCUGAUUGAACUUGAAAGGUUAGAUGUUUCGAGGAACCACAUUAACGGCACCAUCCCUACAAGUUUAGGCCUAUUGCUGAAACUUCAAUGGCUUGAUCUGUCCAUAAAUGGGCUCACAGGAAAAAUCCCAAGUAGCUUGCUGGGGAUCGAAGGUCUAAGACAUGCAAACUUCAGAGCAAACAGACUCUGUGGAGAGAUACCACAAGGGAGGCCGUAUAAUAUCUUCCCGGCUGCUGCCUACGCCUACAAUCUGUGCUUGUGUGGCAAACCCCUGCCACCUUGUAGGAAAUGGAAACAAGGGAAAAUGGGCCAGUAAGAUGCUGACUCCAUUCUCCAAUGGGAGAUGCUCACGACAUAAGAGCAUUAUCAUACAGGAGAGAAGAGGGAAUAGUUUCGGCUUUCUGCACCAGUUGGUCUAUUAUUCUAGCAUUCAUCUUCUUUCAGCUUAUUGUCAGUUUCACUUGGUAGAAAUCAUAAUUUAUUACUACUUUCUA